AGAAGCCCCUCAUCCUUGCACUGAUCCAAAAAUGCCACAUCAAAGAACUAAUACCACCCUCAUUUCUCUUCUAUGGAUUUCAAUGGCCUUAUUUGCGAUUGCCAUCCCCAGUGAAUUCUCCAUUGCCGGGUAUGAACAAGGUGCCAAUGACACAGAGCAUGGGCUCAAGCUCUUCGAGCAAUGGAGAGCGAAGCAUGGCAAGGUUUACCAGCAUCCAGCUGAGAAAGCUCGUAGAUUUGAGAACUUCCUAAAGAACCUUGAGUACAUUAGAGAGAGGAAUGCAAGAAGGGGGAUGUCAUCACCAAAAGGGCAUGUUGUGGGACUCAACAAGUUUGCAGAUUUGAGCAACGAGGAAUUCAGGGCUAUGUACCUAAGUAGGAUGCCUUGGAGUAGAGAGAAAAGGGUGGGCAGGAAGGACAUGGUGGAGGGGAGGGAAGAGAGUUGUGAAGCUCCUUAUACUCUCGAUUGGAGAAAGAAAGGAGUAGUUACAGCAGUCAAAGAUCAAGGAGAGUGUGGAAGCUGCUGGGCAUUCUCUUCUACAGGAGCUAUGGAAGGAAUAAAUGCCAUAACCACAGGGAACCUUAUCAGCCUCUCUGAACAAGAACUUGUGAACUGUGACAAAACUAAUGAAGGGUGCGAUGGAGGUUACAUGGAUUACGCAUUUGAAUGGGUCAUAAACAAUGGGGGAAUUGAUACAGAAUCAAAUUAUCCUUACACGGGGCAGGAUGGUACCUGUAAUGCUGAGAAGGAGGAAAUCAAAGUAGUGACAAUUGAUGGAUAUCAAGAUGUAGCUCCAAAAGAUAGUGCUCUUCUCUGUGCUGUCGUCAAUCAGCCAGUAAGUGUGGGAAUUGAUGGAUCUUCAUGGGAUUUUCAACUCUAUACAGAGGGAAUCUAUGACGGAGAUUGCUCAAGCAAUCCAAAUGACAUCGAUCAUGCAGUACUGAUUGUGGGGUAUGGAUCCCAAGACAAUGUCGACUACUGGAUUGUGAAGAACUCAUGGGGUACCAGCUGGGGAAUGCAAGGGUACAUAUACAUAAAGAGGAACACUGAAUUACCAUAUGGUGCCUGUGCUAUAAAUGCCAUGGCUUCUUACCCCACCAAAGAAUCCAAUUCUCCAUCUCCUUUUCCAUCACCAGUCAUGCCGCCGCCGCCACCUCCACCACCUCCUCCUAGCCCGUUGCCAACAACAUGUGGAGAUACGUCAUACUGCGCAUCUGGAGAGACUUGCUGUUGCCUAUUUGAGUUUGCAGACAUCUGCCUACUCUAUGGUUGCUGCGCUUAUGAGAAUGCAGUGUGCUGCAGUGGGACUAUCUACUGCUGUCCUCAUGACUAUCCCAUAUGUGACAUACCAGAUGGGCUCUGUCUCCAGAACAAAAGGGACUCCCUGGGUGUAGCAGCAAAAAAACUAAAGCUUGCCAGGCACAAGUUACCAUGGACAAAGUUUGAAGGACCAACCAACUAUUAUCAGCCUCUGAUGUGGAAGAGAAAUGGAGUUGAAGCCUUGCGUUGAAGAAAGCAGAUGGCUUUUUUGUGUGCAUUCAAGACAGCAGAUGGAGUGGACAUUAUAUAUUUCAUGUUGUACUGCAAGUUGCUAAAUUGUUUUGCUUUGUGAACUACCGGAUCAUAUUAUAAUACAGAUAUUUCAUUCUGCCA
Messenger RNA from Elaeis guineensis (African oil palm), 1653 nucleotides. RefSeq names its product low-temperature-induced cysteine proteinase. NCBI's taxonomy places the organism in Eukaryota, Viridiplantae, Streptophyta, Magnoliopsida, Arecales, Arecaceae. The record is from RefSeq and is a predicted model, not a curated record. Gene Ontology annotation, molecular function: cysteine-type peptidase activity. Gene Ontology annotation, biological process: proteolysis.